Molecule: messenger RNA, 793 nt
Organism: Andrographis paniculata
Lineage: Eukaryota; Viridiplantae; Streptophyta; Magnoliopsida; Lamiales; Acanthaceae
Product: WD40 repeat-containing protein HOS15-like
Exons: 3
Coding region: 173-658 (161 amino acids)
Biological process (GO): regulation of transcription by RNA polymerase II
Cellular component (GO): histone deacetylase complex
Molecular function (GO): transcription corepressor activity; protein binding
Source: RefSeq, a predicted model, not a curated record
GUUAUCGUCACCUAUUUAAUGCUGGAGGAUUGGCAGCGGAUUCACAAUCAUCGUAUGAUUAUCACGCAUCUUCCUUGAAGAUUUCGUGCGAAUUUGCUGCCGCAGGCGCCGCUCGGAAUUCGACCUGAAAUCGCCGGAAAGUUGCGUCGUAUGCAGAAGAAGUUGGGAUACAAUGUCUAACCCCAUCACUUCCGACGAGUUGAACUACUUGAUUUUCCGUUAUCUAAAAGAAGCAGGUUUUACUCAUACAGCUUUUAUGUUUGGCAAUGAGUCUGGUGUAAGCAAAUCCACAAUUGAUGACAACUCCGUUCAGCGAGGAGCUCUUGUCAAACUUGUUGUGAAAGGACUUCAACAUAUUGCAGUGGAAGCAAACAUGGUCAAUCUUAAGAAUGGUGAAGAUGAUGACUUUGUUAUAUUGGAUGCUAUGGAGCUCAUCACAAAAGGGGUCGAAGAAUUGCAAAAGGUAGUGAAGAACAAGAAAAAAGACAAACAGGCUGCUGAAGGAGAACAAUUAUGUAAAGAAACUAAAGAAGCUAGCGGCCGAGUGAAAGAUACAACAAUAAAUGAUCCCCAGAAACAGAAGACGGUACAUAGAAGCGCAGUGGGAAAACGUUCUCAAGGGAAAGAAAAGCGAAAAGUUCACUUUCAUUUACAGUAAUAGAUGAAUCAAUAUUUGAAUGCAUACAAGAACUCAUCUAAAUGCCAAAUAAGAAAACAAAUACUAUGAUAUUCAUUAUCCGGUGUGUCUCCAACUUGGUUAACAUUGUCAAUAACCAUUUACUAUUAUGAGUCU